Messenger RNA from Hippopotamus amphibius kiboko, 1682 nucleotides. RefSeq names its product serpin family E member 3 (gene SERPINE3). Gene Ontology annotation, molecular function: serine-type endopeptidase inhibitor activity. Lineage: Eukaryota; Metazoa; Chordata; Mammalia; Artiodactyla; Hippopotamidae. The record is from RefSeq and is a predicted model, not a curated record. The transcript has 10 exons. Gene Ontology annotation, biological process: negative regulation of endopeptidase activity. Bases 1 to 1494 code for a protein of 497 amino acids.
AUGGAGCCCCUCACUGGACAGUUCCAGGGAGGACUUCGGGGCAUUGUUCCUGGCUGUGCACCACAGCUUGGUUCUCUGGCCCUCCCGGAGAUGCUGGGAGCCACCAAUAUCCUUUAUAACAAUUCCAAUUAUGCUCAGAGCAGCCAGAAUCGGAUUCUGUUCCUUGCCACUAAGAACUUUAACAGGGGGAGCACGUUAACACUGGAGACCCGCAAGAACAGAAGCACGCAAGGAAAAUCCGACAGUGCCAUACAAGAGUCCGUGAGUAAACAGCUCAUCCGAGGAACCAUGCGGUCUAUCCUGCUCACCCUCUUCCUCCUUCAUGCCUGCCCCCCUGGAGGAGCCGGCGACCUCCAUGAGGACCUGACGUUGCUGAGGACGGAGCUUGCGCUUCGCCUCUACCGGAGCGUGGCCGCGGCCAGCAACCGGACCAACCUGGCCCUCUCGCCUGCCGGCGCGUUCAUCCCUCUGGAGCUCCUGCAGUUCGGAGCCCAGGGAAACACCGGCCGGCAGCUGGCCCAGGCCCUGGGCUACACCGUCCACGACCCAAGGGUCAGAGAGUGGCUGCGUGCUGUUUAUGCCAGGCUACCCAGCACCAGCCCGGGCGCCAAGCUGGAGCUGGCCUGCACCCUCUACGUGCAAACGGGGACACCACUCGCCCCCCACUUCGUGGAGCAGGUCUCCCGGUGGGCCAACAGCAGCCUGGAGCUGGCCAACCUCAGAGAGCCCAACGGCACCACCAUCCUGGCCAACGGAUGGGCCCCCAGGCAGACCGCAGGUGAGGGUCCCAGGGGCCCCACACGGGAGCUCGGCGGCGGCGCGGAGUGUGCGCAGUUGGUGCUGGUGAGCACCGUGUCCUUCCAGAGCGCCUGGCGGCACCCAUUCUCCUUCUCGGACACUCAGCUCCUGCUUUUCACCUGUGCCCAGGGCGUCGUCCUCCAGGUCCCCAUGAUGUACCAGAUGGCCGAGGUCAACUACGGCCAGUUCCAGGACCCUGCAGGCCAUCAGGUGGGGGUGCUGGAGCUGCCGUACCUGGGAAACUUGGCCAGUCUGCUACUGGUGCUGCCGCAAGACAGAGACACCCCACUGAGCCACAUCGAGCCCCACCUCACAGCCAGCAUCCUUCACAUCUGGACCUCCAGCCUGAAGAGAACCAGGAUGGAGGUGUUCCUGCCCAGAUUUAAGAUCCAAAAUCACUUCAACUUGAAAAACAUUUUAUAUUCCUGGGGAGUCACGGAUCUUUUCGACCCGCUCAAAGCUAACUUGAAAGGAGUUUCAGGCCAAGAUGGCGUUUAUGUUUCUGAAGCGAUCCACAAAGCCCAGGUUGAGGUUUCAGAGGAAGGCACCAAGGCAUCUGCAGCUACAGCUUUGUUGUUACUGAAAAGGUCUCGGAUUCCUAUUUUUAAAGCAGAUCGGCCAUUCAUCUUUUUCCUGAGAGAACCCAACACAGCAUUUGUCUUCAGUAUUGGGAGAGUUUCAAAUCCCCUAAACUGAAUCACCAGAUCUCAAGCAUGUUCUCCACUUUCAUCUAUGCUUUUCUUCAUAUAAAGUUACAACUUCAUUUUGCUAUACCCUUGAAAUUUUAAAAAUGUUCUGCUAAAGUGUAAAAAGAUAAGGGUAUGUGAUUUGCAAAUACUAUGAACCUAAAAAUACUUCAGUUUUCCCUUAAUUUUAUAAAUUUA